Molecule: messenger RNA, 3288 nt
Organism: Neofelis nebulosa (Clouded leopard)
Lineage: Eukaryota; Metazoa; Chordata; Mammalia; Carnivora; Felidae
Gene: ZNF331
Product: zinc finger protein 331
Exons: 7
Coding region: 1311-2783 (490 amino acids)
Biological process (GO): regulation of DNA-templated transcription
Source: RefSeq, a predicted model, not a curated record
GGCUCGCUAGGUCUAGCAUCGUCUCUGCUUCGCAUCCCGCGGACGCGGUUCGGAGUUAACCUCGCGCCUUGCGCCCCCUCCCGCCCCCUCCGGAUUUCCAGUGGGUCGUGGGGCCCCGAGCGGCCAGCGGUCGUCCAGAAAAAGCAUCCUGAGGAGGAAGACGGCUUGUUACACACCUUAAAGUCAAGGUUCAGAUGAGUUACCCGUUUUAUUCUGUCAAUGACUUGUGCUUAUAGGACUUCAGAAUAUCUGCUUUCCUUGGCCUGAAAUGUUCUCCCUGAUAGGGACUUAACCUCAGUCAUUCUUGCCCAAGAGGUGUGAUGGGGUCAGGCAGGUGUAUGCACACAACACAGAACAGAAGACUGCAGUGGAGAGGUUCCCUGUGGUGCUUCAUUUUAGACGGUGCUUUGGUCAGGACGAUCUGACUUGUAAGGUGGAAUCAAGCACUACACUUGGUCGGUCUUUAACCCCAGGCCUGACUUCCAGAGCAAAACAAGAACAGAGAAGUUUUGAGGGUUUGGGCCAGCGAAUGACAAAGUUACCAGCUUUGUGAUGCUCUUAAAAUGGGGCUUGAACAAAGGUCUUUUCAUCAAAGGCAGGGACUUUUUUUCCAGGAAGCAAUAAGUAGAGAUUUGUUGUAUUAUCCCCAUCUUGUUGGGGGUCUGGACAGCCUCCGUUUGUUUUCCUGGGUUUCACUUGCCUCUCUGUCUGAACUGUAAGAAGCAACAUAGUUUGACGUUGUGUGUGAGUUCUGGGUCUAGAGCAGGGUUUCGCAGAUGUUUUCCGUGAAAGGUCACGUAUUAAAUAGUUCAUGUUUUGUGGGCUACAGGUUGCAUAUUCUGCAUGUUAAUUUUUAAAAUGGUUUGAGAUUUGCAGAAAAAUUGCAAAGAUAGUAUGAGAAUGCCCAGGUCUCCCGACCAUUAACAACGUACGUUAGGGUGGGAUAUUAAUUCACAGUUGAUGAGCCAGGCUUGAUAUGUUAUCAUUAACUGAAAUCUGUGCUUUAUUCAGAUUUCCUUAGUUUUUACGUAAUGUUCUUCAUCUGUUCCAGGAUGCCAUCCAGGAGAUCUCAUUACAUUUCACUGUCAUGUGCCCUUAAGCUCCUCUUGGCUGAGACAGUUUCUCAGACUUCCCUUGUUUCUGAUGACCUUGACAGUUUUGAGAGGUACAGGCCUGCCGCAAAAGCUUCAGUUCCCUAAGGAGCCCGUAAAGAAGAAACUCGAAAUUACCCAUAACUGUACCAUCCAGAGCUAAUUGCUGUUGAUUUUUUGAAACCCCAAGAGGACUGAUCAGUUCUUGAUUCUAAAACUAUGGCCCACGGUCUGGUGACGUUCUCAGAUGUAGCCAUCGACUUCUCGCAGGAGGAGUGGGCGUGCCUGGACUCCUCGCAGAGGGACCUGUACUGGGACGUGAUGCUGGAGAACUACAGCAACCUGGUGUCCCUGGAUUUGGAGUCACCAUAUGGGACCAAGAGUUUACCUACAGAAAAGGGCAUUUACGAAAUAAAUUUAUCCAGAUGGAACUCAAAUGGAAAAAGUAAAUCCCUGGGCCUUAACUGGAUGUGUGAAGGUGAGUUUGAAAGAUCACAGGGCCCUCAGCAGGGCUGUUUGAAUCAAGUGGUAACCAACCAUGAGAAAACGCCCACUUGUAGAGAAAAUACCUCUGGUAGAGCACACCAGAGACCUCAUGCUAGGGAGAAUUCCUAUGAAUGUAAGGAAUGUGGGAAGGCCUUCAGUCGUGGCUACCAGCUCACUCAGCAUCAGAAGAUUCACACGGGGGAGAAACCCUACGAAUGUAAAGAAUGCAAAAAGGCCUUUCGUUGGGGCAAUCAACUCACGCAACACCAGAAAAUCCACACGGGGGAGAAACCCUAUGAAUGUAAGGACUGCGGGAAGGCCUUCCGCUGGGGCUCGAGCCUGGUCAUUCAUAAGAGGAUCCACACGGGCGAGAAGCCCUACGAGUGUAAGGACUGCGGGAAGGCCUUUAGACGUGGUGACGAGCUCACCCAGCAUCAGAGGUUUCACACGGGGGAGAAGGACUACGAGUGCAAAGACUGCGGGAAGACCUUCAGCCGUGUGUAUAAACUGAUCCAGCACAAGCGAAUUCACAGCGGCGAGAAGCCCUACGAGUGUAAGGACUGCGGGAAGGCCUUCAUCUGCGGCUCGAGCCUCGUCCAGCACAAGAGGAUCCACACUGGCGAGAAGCCCUACGAGUGCCAGGAGUGCGGGAAGGCCUUCACGCGAGUCAACUACCUCACUCAGCAUCAGAAGAUCCACACUGGUGAGAAACCACACGAGUGCAAGGAGUGCGGGAAGGCCUUCCGCUGGGGCUCGAGCCUCGUGAAGCACGAGAGGAUUCACACGGGUGAGAAGCCUUACAAGUGCACAGAAUGUGGGAAGGCCUUCAACUGUGGCUACCACCUCACGCAGCACGAGCGGAUCCACACGGGCGAGACGCCUUACAAAUGUAGGGAGUGCGGGAAGGCCUUCAUCUACGGGUCGAGCCUUGUGAAACAUGAGAGGAUUCACACAGGGGAGAAGCCCUACGAAUGUAAAGAGUGCGGGAAGGCCUUCAGUCACGGCCAUCAGCUUACGCAGCAUCAGAAGAUUCACACGGGUGAGAAGCCCUUUGAAGGUAAGGAGUGUGGGAAGGGGUGUCACCAUGUGAACCAUCUUCGAGAACAUGAGAGAAUUCACACUGCUGGAAAACCUCUUGAACACAAAGAACAUGCAGAAACUUCCAUCCCACAUUCCUUCCUUCCACAACACAAGGAAAGCCCAUGAUACGAUUUAACACGAGAAAGCCUUCACCAGACACCCUUCUGCUCACAGGACCUCAGAGGAGUCACGCUUGAGGCAGAUUUGGAGAAUGGAGAAAUCACUUUUUCUUAGUGAUCACCGUAUACCCCGUGUAGACUUUUUUUUUUUUUUUUUUUUAACUGAAUUGGUUAGUGCAGUGAGUGGAUAGAAGCCUCCUAGUACCACUCGAUGUCUGUCUCAUUUCAGACUUGUUCUGGGGAAUAACUCCGCCAGUGUAACCUAUGCGGGAGAGCCUCCCGCCAUGGUACACUCCCUCCCCGUUAUCGUCACCAUCCCACCGCUUUACUCCCUGUGAUUCACUGGGGAAGUGACCUGGUACCCCCUGUGCGUUAUGUGUGGAAUGGGGAUAAUUACACCUAAUACUGCUGUUGUGGUGACUGCGUCUGGUACUUGUAAACUCUUUGAAAGUGUAUCUGGAAUAUCACAUAAGCUCAAUAAAUAUUAGCUGUUGUUGUUCUUACCAUCAUUA